GGUAUAUUAUGUUAGGUCAACUACUAACCUCUCAGUCUCUGUAAAACACUUACAGUAUCUUUCAUUUAAGAUGAAAUUCAUGUUGAAUGUUUUGUCAUGGAAUUGGAGUAUCCAUAAUCUACACAAUCAAGUGUCCACACAAGGACAAAGAGUUAAAGGUUUAAAACUGGGUUCGACUUCUUUAAUGCAGUGAGGUUGCAUAUUGCUCAAACUGGAAAUCCGAAACCUAUGUGAGCAGUCAUGCCCUCACUACCUUGUUGAUAUGAAUAAUUCACCUUUAAGAGAGCUUGUGUAGACAGAAAAUGUCCUUAAAACACAAGUUUUGAAUGAAAUAAGCUUAUUCCCAAGCCACAGGGUUGUUCUUGAGUUUGACAUGAGACGUUGACUGUCAAACCAUCAGCGGUCAAUUCUGAUGCCAUGUGGGUUUGGGGCAUCAGGCGUACAAGUGAUGCCUUUUAAAGGAACAGUGUAUUUUCUUUAGAAAUGCUAUGCAUGAUCAAGAGCGUUCAUGCUGUGGCAGAACUGACAUCUGUAGCCAAGAUCUUAAUUGCUAUGUCACAAGUUGUGGUGAUCCUUAAAAAAUAUUACCCUACACCUGCUUGUAUUCCCCGCUUUUAAGAGUAGUGACCCAUGCAGGAAAAAAAUACAGUUCUUGUAUGUCUACUGCUUUGCAUAUAUAAAUAUUUAUUUUCAUGUGGGGCUCAUCUGUGAAGGUCUAUACGAUUUAGGGUAUUUAAAACAAAUGUAUAAUAAAAUCCAAUUUUAGGGUAAAUUAGAUCUCAAAGGAAAUACAAUUAUUUAGUAGUGUGUAAAAGAUCAUCCCAUAGGGUGUGCUUCUACAUAGACUGUCUUGCAUUAUAAAACAAGAAUGAAUCAAAAAUAUAUUUGGCUUGUGGUCCAUGUCUAAACACAUAUGCCAUCUGAAUAGUGUAAAGUUGCCUGUUUGUAUGUAAUGGACUGACACCGUCCGUCCUUUGAAUUACCUGGUACGAUUCAACCUAACAGAUUUUACAAUGUGCAACUUCUGCAUCCAUGGAAAUGAGUAACCAGAAGAUUUCUGGAUUCUGGUUAAUCUGCUGAUACCUGUUCUGGUGUUUGAAACGGAGAGAGUGAUAAAGAACACAAACGUAGUCUGUUUUUAAUAAUUUGAUUGUUUAUUUUUGUAGGUCACCACCUUUGACAAUACAGUGGCCCCGAGGCACUUAAUCCGAGUGUCGCCAUACAUUAUUAGCGCAUAGAACCUGAAGCGCACGCAUGCGCACGGGUUUCCGGACAUGUGAAGCAUUGACAGUAAUAUCGUAAGGUGUUAACCAUCAUCAAGUUAGAGGACUACACCUACUUUUACCUUAAAUGGGUUUUGAUGAAACUGUUUUAAAUCAUAUUUCUAGCUUGAAGAAUAGAGCUACAAUGAGUUAAUUGUAAAUCCAUUCUAACGUCCAUUAUAACAAAAAAAAAGUUACAAUUACUUAAACGAAGUCUUACCGACUAAUUUGCACUUUAAAUAUCGCCAGAUAUAACGCAAACAUGAUCGUUAUUCGGCUGACUGAGUUUCAUUUUAUUACCCCGCUUUUACAUGCCUUUAUGAAACGUUGGCAUAAUGCACACAUUACUAGUCCGAAUGACUACUUAGGACUGAUAAUCUCAUCGAUGCCGAAUACUCUCGGCGUUAAUGCUAUUGAAUGUUAAAUAUAUGUGAGAAACGUCUCGGGAUGCGUGCGCCUCGUCGCAGAUGCGCCUGUUCGGUCCCGCUUUCCUAAGGCAUAAAGCCUUUAGUCCGCAAACGCUCACAGAGGCAACUUCCGCUUUGUUGUCGCUCCCACUCCCUCGCUGGCUUCCCAGCGUAUCACAUCCAGAUGGCCAGACGGCGUUCACCGUCCACCAUAAAUCUCUACUGCUAGUUGCCUUUUUGCGUGUUUGUGGCCAGACCCCCUAUCCUCCCCAAUCCCGGCAAUGGCCACGGAAGCAAUCGGCAGCUUUUACCUUAUGAAGUGCGGCACCGUGCUGUCCAUUAUCGCGGUCCUGCUGGCGUACUGGUACCGAGCGCCCGGGCAGGACGUGCAUUUGGACGGAAGGCUGGACGCCGUGUUGUCCUCGCUGCUUCGGGCGGAGCGGAAGGUGGGCAUCGGCAGUUUCGCCAGACCCCGGGUGGCCGUAGGUUUCGGGGGCUGCGUGGACAUCGUCGUGGAUGGCGUCUCGCUGCUGGACAAGGCCGGGGUGCUGCCCAGUGACCGGCCGCUGCACCACGACUUCAUCGAGGACAGCGAGCAGCUGGCCCAGAGCUUUGCGUACUUCUUCCCCCCUGGGGCAGCGAGCGAGAGGUUUGUAGUGAACAGCACCCUCUUCGGCAAGCUGGUGGAGGCUUCCCGGGGGGUGCCCGGCAACCGCUGGUCAGUGGGCGGCAACGCCCUGGUCAUGGCCGGCCGCAUGGCGACGGAGGGCUGCGACGUGCUCCUAGGGGUGAGCGCUAACCCCGACCUCGCCAAUGUCCUAUCAGGGCACGUCACCGUGGCAGGGAACAGAGUAGAGGAGCCUGACAUCCACCUCGUCUUGGAGUAUCCCUCCGGCGCCAAGUGGGGCCGGUAUACGUCCAGGCGGGCAAACAGAUACAUCAUCCAUAGUGACAAGCACAACCCGUACCUGGCGUCAAUGGGGGACUUCGAGCAGAAGAUUCGGGGUUUCCAGCCAGACCUGCUGAUUAUUGGCGGCCUGCAGAUGAUGGACAGCUUUCCCUUUAAGAAAGGUGAGCGAGAGGCCCUUCUCAGACGCCUGUCCCAGCUGCUGUCCUCCACAUCCCAGGACACGGGCGUGCAUUUCGAAAUGGCCAGCUUCGUGGACGGACUCCUGCUGGUAGAGCUGAUGGAGCGGGUGGUCGCACACGCCGACUCCCUGGGCAUGAACGAGCAAGAGCUACCCAACCUCUUGAGCCACCUGCGGGACGGCAAUGUCACCGUGCUGUCGGACCCCAGCCCCCGCGUGGCCACCGUCCUGGACCAGAUGCGCGAGUUAUACCGGCUGGUUAACGAGCGACGUGGGAAGAGUCCCAGCAGCCGGUCGCUGACCCGGCUGCAUGUGCACACGCUGGCCUUCCAGGCCAUCAUCGUGGCUCAUGGCUCCCAGUGGAAGAACACCAUGUCAGCCACGGCCAAGGCCUCGCUCACCGCUAACCGGCACGUGUGCGGCUCGCCGGACAUCAACCCCAGCAAGGCCAAGCUCAUCCUGGACGAGUCCUUCUCCGUCAGCCGGAGGGAGGGCAGCCAGCGCAUCAUGCUCCAGGAGACGCGGCCCGUGUCCUGCUGGGAUGAGGACGACUACGAGCUGUGCGUGGCCCCCGUUCUGGUGUGCACGGAGGUCCAUCAGACCGCUGGGGGGGGGGACAACAUCUCAGCUGCCGGCCUGGUGCUACAGAUCUGACAUGCUGGAGCGUUUGUGGGUCAGAGAUCCACUCAGGAGGUCUCAAGGCAGAACUUCGAACCUCAACACAGCAAAGAACAAAGAAUCUUCCCAUCUGAUGUGAAUGCAUUAUUUUCUUGUGAAUUUUUAGUCUGUGCAAUAUAUGAAAUUUGAUGAGUCAUGAGUACUCACCAGUUCAUUUUAAUUUGUUUCUCAUAAUUAGUCAGUUUUCUCCAUUAUCAGGUCUGACUUGAUACUUUUCCAGUUUCUUUUCAGUAACCUUGACUUUUUUCCCUCAAUCUGUGACAUACAUUGACUCACAGGUUCAUCUAAAUCAGCAUUUGCCAGAUGUGCAGCAACAGUGUUUUCUAUGGGAAGAAAACUGGAAAGGAUCUUUCUAUCAUCAGCUUAUUGCAUUACUAUUUUUGGCAUUUCUUUUGAUGUUACUUUUUCUUUAGUUGCUGUUUUUUAGAUGCAGCUGUACAGUUGAAAUCAUGUCAAAUCAGGUCAAAGAUCAUUUGUUGUCUGUUGGCAGCAUCUAGUGCAUUGACUAAAAUUUCAACAUAGAGCUGUAAGUUUCUCUAAAGAAGCAUUUAAGGAUAUUUAUGUGUAUUAGGAGUAACAGCAGCACAAAAGUCAUGUGGAUUAAAACUUGACUUCCUGGAUUUUAGAGCUUCUGAUCUUGAAAUGGAUACAUUUCAUAUUUUUUGAAAUCAUGUUGAAUGUGUCACUGCAGCUUGAGUCAUGAGUUUGAAAUUACGUUGUAGCUAUUCCAUCCAGGAACCUUCAUAGUAGGGCAUAGAGUUUUGCCUUACUGGCAUUAUUCACAGUACGACACAAUAUGGAGUCAAGGUGACCUCAUAGCACAGUGACCUCAUAGAGAAACCAAUGAUUCCAGCAAAUGGAAACGGAUACAAGAGUGACAGUGUUUGUGGAAUAGUGGCUCAUGGCAGAUGAGUGUAGUCGUAUUGCUAACGGAGAAUCCUCAUCUUUUAAUCUCCAUGGGUUUCCCACCUCUGGCACACGUGUGGCUGAUGUGUCCCUCAGGGAUUAAUCGCUUUUCCUUGGUCUGGCAGAGUAGAGCCCAGAAAUCACAAAGGUUCCUGUCCUGAGAACAGGCCAGUGCCACAGCUGCACCUCCAUCUCCUAAAAUUAACAUCUUGAUGGAUAAUAAUGAUGAAUGAUGCACCUAAUUAGCUGUUUACAUAUCGUCAGUCUUUGAAGGUGCUGCUUCAAUUAUGGAAACUGACAGCACAAUACUCUGAAGGUCAACUGAACGUUCAAAUAAUGCCUUGUGCCUGAAGUAAUAAAGAGAUACACAUUCCACUUC
Paramormyrops kingsleyae is the source of this 4720-nucleotide messenger RNA. It is a transcript of the gene adpgk2, whose product is annotated as ADP-dependent glucokinase 2. Gene Ontology annotation, cellular component: endoplasmic reticulum. Gene Ontology annotation, biological process: glucose metabolic process. The record is from RefSeq and is a predicted model, not a curated record. Gene Ontology annotation, molecular function: ADP-specific glucokinase activity. NCBI's taxonomy places the organism in Eukaryota, Metazoa, Chordata, Actinopteri, Osteoglossiformes, Mormyridae.